This is a messenger RNA of Ilex paraguariensis (yerba mate), 973 nucleotides long. NCBI's taxonomy places the organism in Eukaryota, Viridiplantae, Streptophyta, Magnoliopsida, Aquifoliales, Aquifoliaceae. The record is from the annotation of a GenBank genome assembly.
GAAACGAAAUUUUGAUCCUUGGCUAUAUGUACACCGAGUUAAUUGAUUGUUGUUUGGGUUACUGCAUGAGGAGAGGCCUUUCGUUUCUUGGUGGGUUUGGAUUUUCAAAUGACUGACUUUACAUGAUAAGGACAUGCAAUUUUGACUUGGCACGCUAAUUUUUUUUGUAUUCAUUUGAUUCAUGCUUGUCUCAAAUGCCUUUUAUUGGUGUCCAUUGCAGAAUGGCAGUGCUGCUCCUGGAUCAAAGUUGCGCAUUCCUAAAAUGGUUGCUGAUACCUUAGGUUUUGGCCAGAAACAUGAUGCUACAGUGGAUAUACCAUUGGAUACGAUGAAUGAUCCUAAGAAAAAGGAGAAAGAACUUGCAGCUUGGGAUGCAGAUCUUAAAAGGAGGGAACGGGAGAUUAAACGUAGAGAAGAUGCUGUUGCCAGCGCUGGCGUCCCAUCAGAUGAUAAAAACUGGCCACCCGUUUUUCCUAUUAUUCAUCAUGAUAUAGCAAAUGAAAUACCACCCAACGCUCAGAGGUUGCAGUAUUUGGCUUUUGCAAGCUGGUUAGGUAUAGUUCUUUGCCUUACGUUUAAUUUUAUCGCGGUGACUGUUUGUUGGAUAAGGGGUGGUGGUGUCAAAAUCUUUUUUCUAGCCACAAUAUAUGCGCUAAUUGGAUGCCCCCUUUCAUAUGUUUUGUGGUACAGGCCACUUUAUCGUGCAAUGAGGACUGACAGUGCCUUGAAGUUUGGUUGGUUUUUCAUGGUCUACUUGCUUCACAUUGGUUUUUGCAUAUUUGCUGCUAUUGCCCCUCCAAUCGUCUUUCAUGGAAAGUCAUUAACUGGCAUCCUUGCAGCAAUUGAUGUCUUUUCUGACCAUGUUUUGGUGGGGAUUUUCUACCUGGUUGGGUUUGCCUUGUUUUGCUUGGAAGCACUUCUCAGCUUGUGGGUGCUUCAGAAAAUUUAUAUGUAUUUCCGAGGGCACGAGUGA